GCCCACCCCGAGCGCGCCGGCCGGAGCUGCGGCCGCACGGGCGGGAGCCGAGUCCUAUAGAGACACAGCCCUCUGGAAUUCAUGAACCAACAUGCUUGGCAGAAGACCUAAAAAGAGCCCUCAGGCAAAGGGCCAGGGAGCUGCAGUUGCAAAGCAGCUGGGGCUGUUUGUGGAUUUCAAUCCUGAGGAGAUGCUGCUGGGUGCAGAGGAAGGUGAGGAUGAUGGGGACCUUGAGGCAGAGCUUGCUGCUAUCACAGGAGGAAAAGUGAAAGAAGGAAAACCGAAACCAAAGGGGAAAACUCCUCUGCCCAUGGAUCAUAUUGAGAAGAUGGCUGCAGAGUGUAUGAAGGACCUGAAUGAAGAGGAAGAUGCAGAUGAUGAGGACUUGGAGAAAGAUACAGACCUGCUGGCAGAGUUGCAAGAAGUUCUGGGGGAAGAAGGUGAGGCAGGAAGCUGUGAGGAUGAAAUGACAGCAACAGAGCCAUCCCCAGCUGAAGCAGAAGAUGAACUACCUGAACUGCAGUCACAGACCUCCUCACUUCCUGCUGUUACCAGUGAGCUGCAGCAGACGCUCCAGGGCAGGAUUGCUGACUACAGGACGGCGAUUUCCAACGCCAGGGACUCGGGGGAGAGCGCCAAAGUGCGGCGCUACGAGAGGGGCCUGAAGACACUGGAAACCAUGCUGGCUGCAGUGAAGAAAGGCAAAAAAAUCAAUGAGGAAGAAAUGCCACCUCCUGUUGCAACGGGAAAGAGUUCUUCUUGUGUACCUCAAGCCAUGAGAGUGGAGCUAGAGAAUUCAGGAGAUUCACCAGAGAAUAAAGCUGACUGUGCUGCAGAUGCUGAGCAGAAGGCUUCUCCUGAGGCAAGGGAAUGUUUGGAAUCAGAGUCUCUGCAAGGUCGUGCUGCUGCUGAUCCUACUGUGGAAACAGAUCCCCAGCACAGCAGCACACGAGCAAUCCUACUGAUGAGGCAAAAGGAGUAUAAAUUGGCAGCUCUAAAAGCCAAGCAGCAAGGGGACCUGGAGAAGGCAAAGGAAUACAUGAAGGCAGGCAAGAAAUUCAAUGUGGUGUUGGAAGCUUUGGACAGUGGGCAGCCAGUAGACCUCCAGAAUAUGCCUCCAUCUCCUCAGGAUCUUGAAAGCUUAGGACAUGUACAAGAUGCAUCCAAGCAAAAAGUACCACCUCGUGUGGGAAGUUCCCAGGAUCUUGCAACACCUGAACCUCAGACCCAAGAAGCUUCAGAGUCCCUGCAGCAGCCCAGGACGGUGCUGGAAGCGCUGCAGCAGCGGCUGGAGAGGUACAGGGCAGCAGCAGCUCAGGCCAAGGCCAGCGGGGACGAUCGCAAGAGCAGGAUGCACGACAGGAUAGCCAAGCAAUACCAAGAUGCCAUAAGAGCCCAUAAGGCAGGGAGAAAAGUGAAUUUUUCUGAGCUACCUGUUCCUCCUGGAUUUCCACCUCUUCCUGGUGUUGCAGCAACAGAUGGUGGCAGCACAAUCGCUGCUGUCCUGGAGACUGCCAGCAAGCUGGCAAACAUGGAGGAGGAUGAUGAAGAGGAGGAGAAUGAGCCUCUUCCCCAGGCCCCAGUUGCCAAGAAGCCAACUCAGGUUGUUAAGCCAACUCCAGUUCCAUGUGCUGCAGCUCAGGAGAGCUCUCCAGAGCACCUGAAACGAGCUGCAUCACCCUCCUCCCUGGACAAGGCAGAGUCAAUGGAUCAUCUCCCACCAGCUGUUAGGGAGCAGCUGGAAUUUCUGGAGAACAGGAAGAAGCAAUACCUGAAGGCAGCCAUCAAAGCAAAGAGGGAAAACAACCUCGAACAGGCGAAGACGUAUCUCAGAACAGCCAAGGGCCUUGACCUUAAGAUUGAGCAGGCAAAAUCUGGCAAAACUGUUGAUAUUUCCAAGCUGCCAUCACCUCCUACAGAUGAUGAGGGUGAUUUUAUCUUUGUACACCAUGAAGAUGUCAGGCUGUCUCAGAAAGCAGAUGAAGUUUAUGCACAGCUUGUAAAAUUGCUGAAGGACCAACAUGAGAGGUGUUUGCAGUACUCCAAGCAAUUCAUGCAUCUGGGAAACGUAGCAGAAACAACUCGGUUUGAGAAAUUGGCACAAGGUUGUAAAAAGGAUAUGGAGAUCCUACAGCUUGCACGAGCACAAGGAAUGGAUCCUCCAAGCCAUCACUUUGAGGAAAGAACCUUUAAAAUGAUAAGGAUAUUUUCUGAUCUCAACAGCACAGAAAUGCACCUUCUUAUUGUCAGGGGGAUGAACCUACCAGCCCCACCAGGUGUGUCACCAAGAGAUUUGGAUGCGUUUGUGAAGUUUGAAUUUCAGUACCCGAGUGCGGAACAACCUCAAAAGAGUAAAACACCUGUAAUUAACAAUAACAAUUGUCCAGAGUACAACCAGCUGUUCAAGCUGAACAUCAACCGCAACCACCGCGGCUUCCGACGCGCAAUUCGCUCCAAGGGAAUCAAAUUUGAAGUGUUCCACAAAGGAUCCUUUUUCAGAAGUGACAAGCACGUGGGGACAGCACACUUGAAGCUGGACAAGCUGGAAUCAGAAUGUGAAGUUAGAGAGAUCAUGGAGAUUUUUGAUGGCAGAAAGCCCACUGGAGGGAAACUGGAGGUAAAAGUGAGACUCAGGGAGCCCCUCAGUGGUCAAGAUCUUCAAACAGUUACAGAAAACUGGCUGGUCCUUGAACGUUAGUUCUGUCUGAGAUCCGUGGGAAUGCUGGAAGUCGUGGGCUGAGCGAAGGCAGGAAGAUGCUGCUAAGCUGCAAGCACCAAAGAUGUUAAAUGAAUGCACUACUGAACCUAAUGUCUAUUUUGAUAACAGCCAUAGUGCUUAUUAAUAACUCCAAGGCAAAGGGAGGCUCUGGGAAUGCGCUGCUGCAGAGCUUGGGACCAGUCUACCCAAAAUAGACAGAAUUGCCUUAAUGUGGGACUACUGAUGUAGCACCAGGAUGAAUGUUACAUUAACUAUGCAGAGUGCUGUGGGAAAGGUUUAGCCCUUUAAAAAUUCCCUGAGGCACAGCCAGAGCUCUUUGGUUAAAUCACAGGUAAGACCUUCACC
Molecule: messenger RNA, 3064 nt
Organism: Camarhynchus parvulus
Lineage: Eukaryota; Metazoa; Chordata; Aves; Passeriformes; Thraupidae
Gene: CC2D1B
Product: coiled-coil and C2 domain containing 1B
Exons: 25
Coding region: 92-2698 (868 amino acids)
Biological process (GO): regulation of transcription by RNA polymerase II
Cellular component (GO): nucleus
Molecular function (GO): RNA polymerase II cis-regulatory region sequence-specific DNA binding; DNA-binding transcription repressor activity, RNA polymerase II-specific
Source: RefSeq, a predicted model, not a curated record